Messenger RNA from Porites lobata, 16874 nucleotides. NCBI's taxonomy places the organism in Eukaryota, Metazoa, Cnidaria, Anthozoa, Scleractinia, Poritidae. The record is from the annotation of a GenBank genome assembly.
AUGGCGGAUUUUUCGAACAACACAGUGCAAAUUGAAACAGUGUCAAAAGGGGUGGCAAAGAGAAAGUAUUUGCUGCUGGAUGAGGAUUUAGAGGACUUGAAAUACCAGUUGAAAGAUAAUGCUGUAAAUAAAAGUUAUGGUAAGUGCAAAUGAGUGUACAGGCUGUCAGACACCUCUUCCAUGGAAACCCUUUGACGGAUUCAUUCUCUGGAUGUCUAGGAUUUCUCUCUUAUUCCAAUUUCGAACCUAUCCUCUUUCAGCCGCCAUGAAAAUAUUCAAGUUAUCAGAAGUGGAAUCUGUUGCUAUAAGAAAAUGGGGGAGUAUGGAAAAACUGGAAGCUGAACAAGAGAAGAGGAAACAGCAGAACUCCAAGUUGGAAAGAAAAAACGAAGAGGAGAAAAGACAUUUCUGGGACCACGAAGAAAUAUUUAAACCUCUUGAGCAUUUCAUGGUAAACCUAGAACUUCCGGAAGAACGUGUUUCCUGCUAUUUUAGAGAGCAAAUUGAUGACGUUCUCGGUGAGUGUUAGAAUUACAUGUUAAAAAUGCAUGGUUCAAUUUGACCUGUAACCAUGCCCCCCCCCGGGCAUACCCCCGGGGAUUUACAAUAUUUUUUCUUUCUUGGUGGUCUAUCCCCCCCCCCCCACCCCACCAGGCACGUAGCUAGGAAGAGCAAUUCCCACUCCUGAUCGACCUCAUGAAAGUUUUAUAGGUGCAUCUUUUUUAAAGCAAUAAUUGAUUUCUGUACAAAGGAGAAGUUUUCACAACUUUUAUAAACGUUUUGUAACGUUUAUUGAGAGAAGGAUACUACUGUCAUAAUUUAGUUUAAGCAUGAACAAUAAAUUUGAAAACGGAAAAGGAAGAAAAAAGCUCUGUUUUUAUCGACUCCUUGAUAGAACACUUCUUUAAUAAGAACGCUCUUGAAUGAAUCUCUGUUUAUUUAUGUUUAAAUAUCAUACACUUAAUGUCAGAUCCCGAGAGAAACAGUUAGUUUUGUUUUCCUGAGAGUCCUGAUGUUUCCCAAGAUGAAGUCGAGGGAAAUACCAGGACUCGAGGGAAAACAAAACUAAGUGGUUUCCAGGGGACCUGACAGUAAGUGUUUUGUUAGAUUUCUAUACUUUCACUUCAACAGCAACAAAAGAUUAACCGGAGCGAACCAAAACAGUCGACGCGGUACUUAAAACAACACAAAUUUAAUCCUCAAAACCACUGAAUGAAUGAAUUACAAAGCACUUUCCCUAUAUUAUCUGCAUCUUUUUCCUCCACUAGCUGCUGUUUCUCUUCUGGGAUAGCUUUAAAAAUCGUUGCUUUUUAGCUGAUUGAGGCUUUGUGUUUGUGUUGUUGUGUUCAUUCACGAAAAGAAAAUUGGCAGUGUUUUUCCCGCCUUCUGUCAUGCCACUUUCCACCAUGCUUUGAUCACUUGCUAUAAGUUAUGUAUCCCGUCAGUGGGGUACAUUGCUUAAUGUAUCACGAUUGGGAUACAUUUGAUUUUAGUCAAGGCCACAUGACCAAGAAUCAACCAAUGGCAGUCCCUGUUUAGUUGAGUGAAGUCUAGGAAAUAAUAUAACAAUGAUAGGUUAUUCCCCUUCAACCACUCUCCAACAAAUUCCUGUAUUUUCCCUUGAAAAUACGUAGUGUUGAGGUCCGCAACCAUUGUGCAAACUACACAAGAAAUGAUACGUACUUUGCAAAAUCAAAGAGAAGAUAUUAUUAAUUUUGUGAUUUGCCCCACCCCCUCAGCCCCACUUAAGGAAGCAUGGGUAUGCAUACAUGCCCAUGGUUCCUUUCUUACUCUUCAGUUUAAUCCUUAUAUCAGAAAGAUUUAUAGCAUGAAUUAGCUAGGGAGGCCAAGGUUAGGCAAAGAGUGUGGCAGGGGAGGAGGAGAAAUGAGAGGGAAGGGAGGGUGUGAAGAAAAAGUUGAUAGAGAAAGAAAGGGAACAAGGAGAGAAUGUCAUGCCUAUAAUACUGUACAGGGAGGUUUUGUUCCGGGGCCCCCUUUUUAAAUCAGACAAUACAUGAAUGGCAACGUUUUUGCACAAGUCAGAUAUCAGCAGUUAAUUUUAUUCACAAGCUUAGUAAUACACAACAAGAAUGCUAAUAUGAUCCUGCAUAUCAUGAACAGUACCAUGAGUUGUGGAAGUUUGGUGUUGCUCUUGAUAGGGUGCUAAUCUGUCUAACAUGACAACUUUAAAGCUUUUGUUUUUACUCCCAUGGUAUGAAAUUAUUAAACCAGAGCACUGAAAGAGAAGAAAGAUGAACUUCCGGUCAUUGUUUUUGACAUUAAAGAUAUUAAUGUUCUUUAAUUGCUUACAGUGUGUAAGUUUGCUUUUGUGUUGGGUCAUGUAUUCUAAAUGUGUUAUGAAGAGGAUGCUGUGUAACCAUACCGUACCAUUUGUUUAACAGUAGCUAAUCAAAUUUUCAGUUCUAAAUGCUCUCAAUCUCAAACUUCCUAAGAGACAACAUACUGUUAUGUUUCUUCCUAGAAACCAGUGCAAAAGAUGAAAGCCUCAUUGACUGUGAUGUAAUCCUGUGUUUUUGUGACUGCCUUCAUAAUGUUCCUCCUGACUGUAGGUAUACUAGCUGAACAACAUUGAAAUCAAUAAUUGUGUCCAAUAAUGAUAAUUAGUAGUAGUAAUAAUAAAUUAGUUAUUAUUAUUAUAUAUACCUAUUUGUAAAGACUAGUGACACAGUAAAAAAGACAAAUUAAUGCAGCGUCCCUGAUUUUGAUACAAAUAAUGAUUUUCCACGGUUUGCAAAAAUACAUCAGGGGUGUAAUCAUUUAUGAAUGGCAAGAGGAUGCUGAUCUGAUUUUCAAAAUUUUCCAAAUUCUCAACACUCGCCAAAUUAAUAUAGAAGCGAUCUAGGUUUCCUGAAAGAUUAACCCAUUCACUCCUGGAGAUUAUGCUGAAAAACGUGUUUUGAAGCUUGUCGAGUGGUUUUCUGGUCACUGUCGUGCUAUAAAGAGCUAAAACUCACCACAAACCAGUUUACAGGUCGUACACUUCGCGGCCUUCUGAUCUAGAUGCAAAAUAUCAGCUUGCAAAGUUCGGGCAUGCGCAGAAAGCAAAGUGACACAGCAGUCUUGACUUUUACUUUUCGCUUUCUCUCCUCCCCUCUUUUUUUUGCUUUUCUUGCCUCAUUUUUUUUUCUCUUGCUGGGCAUUUUUAGUAGGCUUUGUUUUGGUGGGAAGAGUUUUUAGGAAAGCUUUUAGGAUCUUUAAUAGGAUUAGGUGAAAGGAAAGCUAGGUGAGCAAUGGAACAAGAUUUUCAUGGAGAUUUUCAGGUCAAUGUCAUGGUUUUUUGCUUCUUUUUCCGGUGUCCUUGACUGAACUGUGCUCAUUCUGGUAUGGUUUGAAAGAUCUCUUCACUCUGCACAAGUUAGUGGACAAAGUUGUCCUUGAUGUAGGGUAGAAAGGACGUGGAUCCGCACGGGCGGUUACGGGCGAAUGGGUUAAGUUUGGGAAGUGAAAGGAAUUUUGUGUUCUUUCUCCUCCCUGCCCUUUUUUAACUCCUUUCUAGUCCACAAUCCUUUGCAAAACAAUUGACUGAACACUGAGCAAACUCAUGAUAAUAAUAAUAACAAUAAUAAUAAUAAUGAUAAUUUUUUUAAAUUUGUUUAAAUUUUUUUUGUUUUAAUUUUUUUUUAAAUGAACACUAUAGUGAGCAGCACAAACCAAUACAUGUUAUUUUAUUUUACUUUUUUUUUCAUGUAAAUAGAAAAGAAGGUACUGGGUUUUUGUUUCGUUUGUUUUCUUUUUUUUUUAAAUGAACACGUUUUUUGUAUCUUUUCUUUAGUUCAUAAGUGAAUUUAAAAAAAGUAAAACAUUUUAAAACAAAAAAAUUCAUUAAAAUAAAAAAAAAAAAAAACAAACCAAUGCAAGGAUUUACUUGAUUUAUUUCUCCUACCGGUUUCAUCUGAUCACACAAACUUCAUCAUGGAGUAUAACAAGAUAGCUAGAGCUAAGGAACUAUUAAUUAAGACAAAGUCACGUUCCCGUAAGGGUGAAGAGCAAAAAACACCCACAAAAUAUACGUGCAGAAUGUCACUAUAAUCCUGUGUUACAAAAUUUGCAAUGUUUAAUUUUGGGGCUCACAGAUUUAACGUUAAAAAUUUGAAAAAUUAAAGAAAAAACUAUAAUAAUAGCGUCCUUUGUUUAUCCCAAGAGGAAAUAGUGGUAGUGGGACCAUGCAAAAUUCAAAUCAAAUAUAACUGGGUUAAGAUUCCCAACUGGCUGGGGCAAACCAGCUGGCUAUUUAAGAGCGUAACCGAGGAGUUGAACUUGGGACUACCAAGAACUAAUCCAGCUAGAGGUCAGGGCAGGACUUGAACUUGUUGGAGCCAGCGAAUUACAAGUCCAGCACUCUAACAGCUCUGCCGCACUGCCCUCAUAACAUGUAUUUCCCAACAUAAAAAUUGUACUUCAGGCUAACUUUGGCAAAAUAAUUUUUGUGCUUUAACAAAGUCUGCAGUGAGCUAAGUAACUACACUUUAUAAUAUUACUAUGUUUCAGUUACAGCUCGUAGAAUAUUCAAAGAGUUUCCAGAGGCAAAACAAGUUGACAAGGAGACACCUUAUAAUGAAAGACGAAAAAUGGGACAUUUCUCUUGGACUAUAAGCAAGUCAUUAAACAAACUCAUUGUGAAUUUUUACGUGGUGCAUAAAGUAUGUAUUUUUAAUUACUAAAAAUUUAUACUUUUAACAAAGACACCAUCAGCUAUACGUUCAAUGAAAAGAACCCUCAGGAUUUGUAAUAUUAUAAGCAAACUAUAAAUACAUGCAGUCAAACCUUCCAUAAGGUACAGGGUUCUCUGUUAGCGGCUGGUGAAAAUCACCUUCUAGUCAUCAUAGAAGCACCGGUCACUAGCAGAAUUUUUGAGUUGUAUUUGUUUCUUCAUUCAUUUUUUUUGGUCGCUAAAACCAAACAUGAUAAUAAAGCAGAUGAGAGUAAAAGGUGGUCAUUCAAAAUGCACUGAAAUGCUCUUUUCCGGGCCCCCAAAUUAAAAUGUUCCAGUGGGAAACUCCCAGACUCCCCCUAAAGUGAAAGGGGGUGACCAAUCCUACACCUACCUCCACAUGUGGCUGCACCGCGGGAAACAUGCUGUGUGCCUUUCGAUCUGAUUUAGUACUGCGUACUUGAUUUUUUUCUCCUUCUACCGUAAGUUUUUUGGAGAACCCUGAUAAGCUAAGGGACCACCCAAAAUGUCAAGGAUUGGUAGGCAGUUGGUGGGUGUCAAGAAAACCUGGAUUGGAUCAACCCCUGUAAGAUACUAAAUGACAAUAGGUUAGAGAUAGGGUUAUGGCAGGAGCUGAUCUAAUCAAGGUUAUGUGGAUACUGGGCUUUGGUGGUCGUUUACAAGAGUCAUGGACCAGCAGGGUGUCUCUAUCAGUGAGACAUGUCUGACACAUAUAUUUAAUACUCAUUCGGAGACAGUUUAUGAUAUAAAAUUUCUGAGUAACAAGAUAAGCAUUAGUAAAUUCGUAUACUCAAUUCACACGUAUAGUUCAUACCGAGAAUGAAGGAGAAUCAGAAAUAAAACAAACAAGCCUCGCCGCUGAUCUCCAUUUGAACUUUAUUAUUAUACAUCAGACUCACUAUGAAAAAUCUGAUUGGUCGAGAGCAUUCAAUCAAUUCACAAUAGCUUGUGAACUUGACGAAAUAUUGCAUUUAUCAUGUCAGGUACACAGGUAUGUGCCCCAUGAGUCAGGACUAAUGAGGAAAUAUCUAAGGGUACUUUUCAUUUACAUGGAAAACCAGAAAUUCCGGUCUGAAAAUCAAAUGGUUCAUGCGAUUCCGUUUGGGAAGCUUCAGAAAAUAUGGGCUCUGAUUUGGAGCGAAUCAACUUUUCAGCUCUUUUUAGCCAGCUGUUCAGCUGAUGUUGAUAUACUCUGUGGUGGUUCGUUCUCCUACUCGUCAAAUUUUAUAGUUUUAUGUUUAUGCACAAGAUUUCCACCCGGCUGGUUUUUUGUAAAUGGUAUUAAAGCACCCCUAAUCUCCAUUGCUCCGUGUUUUAUGGUCUGUAUUUAAAGUUGUAUUUAGAUUUGAAGCUUUUGAAAGUGCCUUUUGUUUGUUCCCUUCCAUAGAUGCAAAGUGUUGACACAGAGCUUGAUGCUGAUGUUUUGUUUAACGUCUCAAUUUUCUUAUUUUUUUUUUCUAUUUUCUCCAGUGGAAACGCUUAUCUCAAAGACAGGCAUCAACAAUGAUCAACUUUGAUGCCCUCAGCAAUGGGUUACGAAGAUUCUCAUCUUUAUUGUCUAAAACACUCAAGAAAAAUGGACGGCAACCUAACAGUUUAUUGAUUGGGACAUAUGCACCAUAUAGAGUGAACUCUGAAAAAUGUAAGUUGUUUUACUUUUCAGUACACGGUAUAAAUCAGCUGUGUUUUAAAGCGGAACCCGGAACGUCCUUAGAACGAAGACCUCGGUACAAUGAACAUUGCUGGUCGCUAGUUGGAGUAAAAUAUAUGGGACAAGAUCUCGAUGUAGCGUGUAGCUUUGACUCGAGGCCCUGAAGGAAUAUUUAAGACAGCAGAAUUAAACCACAAAACAUGCGUUCAAUAAAACCACUGGUAAAUGGAUGGGUUUUAAGCAGGAUAAUUUGUUCAGAGGAGCAUGUUUCACCAAUGUUUCGGACUUUGCCUACUGCAGACUUCAUAAGUUACGAAGUUCACAAAAGUUUGCCAAACUAUUUGAACGACACUUGUAUGAGCCUAAGCUUGCAUUUUGUACAUGUGAAUGAAACUCGUUUAGAUGCUCAUGGCCUACUUUUCUCUCUCUCUCUUUUAGUCACAAAAAUUUUAUCAGAUGAUAUGGAGCAUCCUGUCAGAAUCUUUACCAACGUCAGAAAACUGGACGCAAAAACCUCGAAAUAAAUAAAUGGACCUUAAAUGUAGCCUACUGGGAGGAUCGGGAAAAAUCAGCUAUUUGUGUUAGUUAUUAUGGUUAAAACAUCGUUCAAUUGUGUUUGAGACUUUCGUCUCAUAUUGAAUUGAUUAAGAACUUUCAUGGAGAACGUACGUCAACCACAUUGCUUGUGUCAAUUGAAACUAAUAGGUGAACAUGUUAUUAUUACCUCCAUGUCGCCUGCAACUCUUAUUUCUUUAUUUGUCUAAUUCGUUGAUUGUCAGUCACGAUUGUACAGCCAUGGUCUUCAUAACAACUACAACAAUUCAAUUUUGGGCCACGUAAACGCUAACGGGAAAAAUUCUACCAUGGUUUUGGGCAUUUUAAACCUCCUAAAACAAUGACGUGUCUACACUAAACAAUGACAUUUUCAAAAGGUCCUGUUUACAUGGAGGUAGGGGACCCUAGGAAGGUGAGGUAACCGUUCAGGUGUCCAUAUAAUCUCUCAUUUUAAUUUGAUCACGUUUACAUGGUAGGUGGGUUGACCCGCCGCAUUUUACCCUACCUAUCUGGGGUCCCCCACCUCCAUGUAAACAGGCCCUUAGACUAUGUCAGCUAAUAUAUCUCGGAUUGUUUAUCAUGUCGACAUGAACAGCCGUCCGGUUAGUAUCCAUGGUAUGAAAACUGUUUACACUGCAGUGGCAGACCAGGGGAGUGGCCCGGGGUCCCGCCCCUCUCUUAUCUCAGGGUCUCGAUGGGUCCCGCCCUCUCUUAUCUCAGUCUGGAUGAACGCACCCCCCCGAUAUGUGGCGAUCCACUUUCAAGAUCAACGCGACCCAGCUUGGCUCCGUUACAGAACCUGGACCGAAAUUACUGUGUGAAGAGAAGCCUUAUGAAGCCUUAUCCGAUAUGGUUUUCGAGCCAGUGCAAAAGCUAUCCUUUAUUAUGUAUAGAUGUUGUGGUUCAGUUUUAUCCUUGGUUUAAUUGGGUAUGGUGAUAUAGGAUAAUGAGUCUGAAACAAUGGAAAAUAACAUUUAAACCAAGCAUAAAAUUGAACCACAACAUAGACAUAGCCUAAGGGAAAAUCUCUUAAUGAAGUUGAUUUUUGAUAAUGGAAAUUUGAACUUCGAUGAUAAUGAUUUUUCGGUUCCUCAAUCUUAGCACGGCUCUUCAGAUAAUUUCCUGUAAGUUGGCUUUUUUUCUGAUAUAGGGUUUUCAUGAAUUCUAGAAAUCAAAUGGAAGAUCGAAGCGCCUCUGCUCGUAGGAUACGUGAGCUGCAAUUUUUGGGAAACAAGAGAGAGGUUCAAUUGACCACUCCAGAAAAUACCAUAACAUACCAUAAUGCUCUUUGUUUGUCACCCCAAAAUUUACGUGAGUCGUCAGUUUCUCUUGGGAGUUAAAAUGGCCCCAGGAGAAACUGAAAACAAUGCUUAUGCAAACUUUUGGGGUGACAAACAAAGAACAUUAUGGUAUGUUAUGGUAUUUUUGUGUCCCUCAAUAGAGAGGAGAUGUGUGACGUCACGUUACCAUGGUAGCACUAUUUCUAUCACAACUUUGCACGUGCGUCACGCUAUUUUGUACAUUUCUUUGCCGUCGUUGCACCACUACGAUAUGAAACUUCCUACUUUGAAAAGCCCUCUUUAUGGAGUAGGUGAACACAUACAAAAAUUGUCGCUUUCUUUUUCUUAACUUAGAUAACGAUAGAUACGGUCGGAAAGAAAAUUUCGUAAAGAUUUGACAAAUUAAAUCAAAUUGAAGAUCGGUGAAGAUUAAAAUAGUGCGAAUAGACUUUUAAGUGACCUUUUCGGUUUGUUGUCAUCCAAAAUUUUUGCCACCAUGGCAACGUGACGUAAGGACUUCUCCUCUUUAUUGGCCAAACACUAAGUUUGUAAGUCCCUUCCUAAAUAAGGCUACAUGAUUGCUCAACACACCUCAUCCAGUUAACACUUCCUGUUAUAUAAAAAGAUUCAUACGUAAGUGAAAAAGAAUCAUAAAUUGGAUAUUGGAGCAGUGUGUCUGCGGUACAUGUACAAGAUUGGACACUCCAGAGCAGAUACAACUCUGAAACUGUAAAGAAUUCCUUACAAGUGAGAGGAACCUACCCAGGUAAAAACCUUAUAAGGCUGGCAGAUUAAACUCAAACUUUUCAUGUGCCGAAUAUAAUCGUUAGAUUUGGUAUAUUAAGAGAUCGGGCCUUGGCCGGUUGGUAGCGAGGUAUUUGUUUAUCCUGUUAUGAGGAAUUCUGCUCAUUAGUGGUUUAAUAGCUGGUAAAGAUGGCUUUAUUAAUAUCAGUGCGGUCGCAUAUUUUUCCGCAAAAGUUUCAGCUAAAUGUCCCUCUAAUCACUGCAGGAAAUCAAUCUUUUCUUUGCGCAUUCAAGUGUUUGUUUUUUUGAGGACUCUAUUAGUCGUCAUUUGUUUUACUGUUCAUCAUUCUGUAUUUAUUUUUUUAGAGCCAAGAUUUUUAUCAGGUGUAUAGUUGCGCCAUGCUUUCCGUUUUAGUUCAGGUAUUGAUACGAAAGAUUCUUGCUGUGUAAAAGUUAACUGUUUAAAUGAAACAAAGAGAAGAAAACGAUUUGGGUUCGUGAAUUAUUUAGAUGGCUUCUUAAGUCUAUCACCAGCCACUGUUUGUAUAAGACCACUUCUCCUUAAGUAACAAAACAUAGUAAAGUGGAACCUCGAUAUAACGAAGGGCCAAGCGGUCUGGCAAAAUAUGUUCGGUAUGAAUGAGUCUUCGUUUUAUCAAGGUUAUUUUCCAUAUAUUUACUAUUACUGAUUACUGGGGCGUAGGAUAUCGUUCUACUGACUUUAUACCGAGGACUUCGCCAUAAGGAGACUCGUUAUAUCAAGGUCUUACUGUUUCGUGAACUGAUUAUUUUGGGAUGAAUUUGAGUUCAAGAAAUUCUGCUUGUUGGAUUGAUUACUAUUUAUAAGGCUCGACUAUAGUAGCAACUUUUUUUAACUGUUCUAGUUCCAUCACUGGAAUCCCAGUGCGCUGUUUACAUUCGUAGCAAUAGACAUAACACGCCUUACGCGCUGUAGGGAACCUGAUGGUUGACAAGUGCCUUUUGUUAUGUAACUUAUAUAUUUUGUUACUGUGGUAACUGAGUAUAUGAGUAUAAUGCGUCCAGGAGGAGCUGCUGAUACAGCAAAUUCUGGUGAAGUCAUCUUCUCUAGUCGGUUUUCAAAAAUUACAUAAUAUAGUUGUAUUUUUGAGAGAGAGUUGCUUCCCAAGGUGUAGUGUGAAGUGAUGGCCACUUGCAGUAGGAAGCCACGACGACUCAUCACCAAACUGAGGGCUGUAUUAACACUUACAUCUUCCUUGUUCUAAUUUUUUCUGACCUUCGUUAUUGCGCAGCUACUUGUGACGGAAGUUCAUUGUCCGUUGCUUUUUGUUUUUCUCACAAUGUUUUUUUCCUCCCGUCUAGCUUCUUCAUGUACUUGGCUCUUACUAAUAUAACUUCCAUUUAUUACUUGUUCGGCUUCCACUACCUCUUACUAUCAUGAACACACCAGUAUGUCCGUUUCUUCGUGGUUAAUAGAAUCUAUAUUGCAAAGGAACUUUACCAUGCUGCAAUUACAUCACAUAAGUUUUGACACCUUUAAGGAAAACUUACCUUAAUCCAUGUCGCUGGAAAAACAGUUUCCGACUGCAAUAAAAGUAAACAAAGAUUCCGAAACCAUGACUGAUGGUUUAACGACAGAUUAUUUGUCAACUUGGAGGACAAAAUUUCCCAGCAGUAAAGUUUCAGAUUUGCGCAAAAUCACACCCGGAAUUUACUCUGUGGGACAAUGAUAAGUUCUAUUUGUUUGAAAACUUAAUAACUUUAUACUGAACUAAGUCGAUAUUUUAAGUCAAUAAUCAGACACUGUCUACAGCCAAUGUAGAGUUAAGGGCUAUAAUGCGUAAGAUUGUGCGUGGGAAAAUAAAAACAGUUGACUUCCUACAUACUAGGACUUCCUAGCUAAAUGUCCUUCAAGGUCAAGAACUCGUUGAUUAAUAGAUAGUUACCAAUAUUUAGGAAGUUAGAAGUUUUCAGAACCUAAAAAGCUUUCUACACAAAAAUGACGCAUUUAGUCUUGUGACAGUACGAGCAAUGACUUGCUAUUGAAAGCUAAUUAUAACUGUGAUUUAAAAAAUGAAUAUUGUUAUUUAGACAUUUCCGCGUCUGCUACCUUGUUUAACCCUAAGGGUGGGUUUCCACUGUCACGUAAUUUUUACUUGCGUGUACACGCACGUAAAUUUUACUCGUUGAUUUUCGCUCAACUUCACGUUUAAGCUCAACACUUUGUAUCUUGCCUCUCUUUUAUUUACGUGAAUAAAUUUUACGCGCAUGUACACGCACGUAAAAAUUACUCGACAGUAGAUCGAAAUGCACCCUAAGGGGCUGAUUACAUGAACCGGGCAGGCUCGCUUUGCCAAGAACUCGGCGCGUUAGUUAAACGCAACAAAAAUCAACUUUGUGAUUACAUGACAAACGAGCCAGUCCUGUUAGUUGGGAUUAUACCGAGAUCCCGGCCAACUGGGCUGGAAAUGUUCCAUGUAAUCACGCUCGCCGGGCCAGCCCGGGGAACCAAACCAGCAAAAGGAGAGCGGAUAACACAAUGCGCAUGCGCACUGUUUCCAAUCUCUUUGUAAACAUGACGUUUCUUCAUGUAACACCAGGAUAGCUCCAGCACGGAAAAGCGAGCCAGCCUGGCAACCGGGCCAGCCCGGCUCAUUUAAUCAGCACCUAAUAACAGUUAAUCUCUUCUCCCUAGUACAGGUGUGAAAGGUUUUUUAUCUUUCAAAUCCGUGAUGUGAGAAUCGCUGGGUGGCGCUGCGCCUGACAAUGGACCUCUGGUCCUAAGGAUCUGGGAAGAGAAACAUUCUUUAAGUUUAGUCUCCAAAAGAGAAUGCUCUUUCCUUCUUUAUGUGUAGAUUCUGGAAGAACUUUAUCAUGUGAACGCGCGGCUAAGUACAUUAGUUUGGGCCACUCAGGUUUUUGUGCGCGUUAGGGGCUAUUACGGACGUAAUUGCCCUGAAUGUUUCUGUCAAGUCAAAUACACUGUACUUCCCAGGCGGCAAAUUUUUCUUCGGAAACAGGUGUUUCACUGAGUAAAGGCAUCUUCAGAAAAUUAAUGUCUCCACAACAAGUUCUUCCUAGCUUAGCCAGAUCCUAAGCGGGAUUAAUAAGGAAGAAACUCUCUUUUUUUUCUACAGGAUCGUUCAGACACUGAAAUGGCCAGAUUGCCAAACCGGCCUCCCUCCGUUUGCGCACUGUUACCCCAAGAACUCUCAUACGAAACAGUUGAUGUUGACAAAGUUUACAUCCCAACUAAUGCGCUUUUGAUCGCCGAAAACGAGUCGAUAUUUCUUGCGAUCGCAAGCAUUUUGAAAGAUCGAAAGGCUGUGCUGAUUGGAGGGGCCGGGUAUAUCUACUUCGGAAAAAUCAAUUCCCGGCUUGUGUUUUUACUCAAAGCUCGAGGCGAGCCAUCUGCAGUUGUCCAGGCCAUCAAAUCACUCAAACCAAAAGCUGGAAUCUUUCUCGGGUUCGGGAAAUGUCCUCAUAACAGGCCGUACGAUAUCGGGGACGUGAUUGUGGCAGAAGCGAUAGCUCGAAAGAACCCCAAACUUGGAAAACUUGAAAGCCUAACGUGCAGUGAAUGUUUGAUCAACGUGUUCGAAAAUGGCAAAUAUGGCUGGACACCGCCCAAGUACCGCAAACAAGCUGUCCAUGUUGGCAAAGUAUUUCAGAUGGGAGAUUUUACAAAGAAUGAGAAAACCAGUGCAGUAGCUGUGAAAACUUCGAGGUUAGGUCAGUAUAGUGCUCACAAACCUAGACUUUAACAUAAAAGGCAUCGCUCACUAACUUGCGCACUAUUCGAGAAUGAAAAAAGAAACUAACAGACUGUGACGAUAUAAGAAACAUUUAAUAAUUUAUCGGAACACCAGUAGAAAAUGGCAAAUUGUUACGAACUUUAAUUUUUUACGGUUGACUUUUUUGCGACUGAAAGUUAAAUUUUGGAGGUUUAACUGCCACAGAUUCCCUAUUGAAGACCAUCGUGAAGGAUCUAAUUUCUGUUUUAUGUCAUUUCUUUACUGUUUACGUACGUAUCACAGUCGACAAAACAUUACAGUCAUUACAUUGGCGGGGCAAACAAUCCCUCAAUCAACAGACCUUGUCGGUGUGCUAUUGCAAUGUUACAAUCUACGCCUAUAUCAAUACCCUUUUCGAGGAACAACAACAACAACAACAAUCGCUAAUCAUAAUAGACCAGGCUAAUGAAAGUUUUUAGCGCCGGGUUCAGCUGGAAUAUUUCGGUUUUAUUACGUUCGUUGACAAUUUUGUUACUUAAGGUUUAUGGAAUUUUUAAAGAAGCUGUGAACCCCAUAAAAUGGAAGCGUGAAGAUGAUGCAAAAUAGCUGCAUUUAUAAAGCUGACAUGUUCUUUUCGCAGAUAUACUUGAAUGUUGCGAAGUCCUGGGAAAAGAAUGGAUCUCAAUUGUAGGCGUGAUUGGCACUCAGCUUUACCAUGGAAACUCUACUUGGAAGCAAUACGUAGCAGCGGUCUUGAGCUCACUGGUGAAUAAGGUGCUACAGGAUGACCAAGUGUUUGCAAUCUUAGGAGGAGAGGGUGGGGAGCCCAGACGACACAGUCCCCUCCCUGGAAACCCUCUGCAAGAAACAGUUUCUCUUAAAAGUAAGCUGGGAUCAUUAAAUGGGUGUCAGCUCAACCUCUUUCCCAGGGUCUGGUUGCUGCUACUCUCCCUUUUUUCCAACCUCUUUUUUAUGAUUUGUUUAACUUGUCCCCUGGGUAUUUGCGAUAAGUAAUUACUAAGGAAGAGUUUGAUAGAUGUUGAACUCACGGUCGUAUUAGCUGUUCUCGUAAAUAUCGUCCUUCUGAAAUUAAUGCCUUCCGCUUUUGGAAGGCUACGAAUCAACGUUCAGCAAAGUUAGUUGAUAGUGAUUUCUUGAAAACAAAUGGCAGAAAACAAUUUCGUUUUUGAGUCAUAAGGACUUUAAAGCAGAUGGCACUGUUGCUACGUUUGUAGUUAUUCCAGGUAAACUUGUUUAAAAUGAAGGUGUGUGAAUUAUUUUCUUAGAAAGACUGACUGAAAUUGAUCGGGUAUUAAUUGAUGGCAUUAUUGUACUGUCGACUAGUUAACAGUGUGCGUGUUGGUUAAUCAAAGCAGUAUUAUCAGACACUUAAAAUACCACUUUCCAUCUUUUUAAAGCAUUUCAGCUGACGGGUUCAGACUUGUCCCUCCAGGAGGGGUUGAUCCGGAGACAAGCAGAGAUGCACUGGGCACAAGUGAAAGAUGCAUAUGAUAAAGGUUUCUUCCAUCUACCAGGUCAACACAAAACCCAGUCAGACAUCUUGCUGCAAGAGGAGUUCAGUAUAACACCAACUGUUAAAUCACCAGUGGAAAAUAGCGAAGAAUUAACUGACAAGGCUAAUAGCUUAUUGGCCUUAUGGGUACGUGAGCAAGCAUCAAACGACGUCUCGGCAGAUGGGAAACCUACAGGUCUUGAAACAGGAAGUCGAGCUCUCUUUAGGGAACUGAAUCGCUUCACUCUACCACCGCUCCGCUCUUUGUCUGCUGGGAAUCGUAGGACAUCUCCCCAGGAUAACCUGACGAGCCAUGUGCAAACUUGUCCUAUGCUGACCUCCAGUAUGGCUGUUACCAUGCAAGCUGCACUGCUUCCAAUAAGCGCCACCCUACAGACACACGGCAGCUGCCUGGAAAUAAUCAGGAUCAAGAAUGAGGAGAGGGCAACGGUGAGCAGACAAGGAGUAGUUCUCCCUCCCAUAACCCGGCAGAAGAAAAGGGUGUGAUGUGUAGUAUUUGCGAGUAAACGUUCCGGUGACUUCUAAAGUAACGGUUGUAGCGAACUGACUAGUUCAAUAAAAUUGACAAGUGACUUUUCAAAGUCACUUGUCAAUGAACUUAAAAGUUCUUGAUAAAUGUCAUAACAGGCCAACCAGAAAACGAGUAUAGUACAAUGGCUCAGUUAGUUAGAAAUUAAUCCAGUCGACGUUUAAAUUCCUGAAUUGCCACCAUGUGCAAGCGGGGGUUAUGCUGAUUUAUCCUUUAACUCACAGAGACAGUUAUGUUCUAGACAUUAGUAUCUGUAUUUGCACUUUUCCUCCACUUCGUAUUAAUUAUAACAAUUAAUUUUAUAACAAUGUAAGAAAUAAAUGGAAAAGGGUGAGACAUACCGUAAAUGUGUGUAAGCUAAUCAUAGCAAUAUCAUUCCGGUAAGACCAUCAAGAGAAGAUGUCCUAUCCUCUCCAAGUAACAUCCAACAAGUGUUGGACAAGGUCAUAGCUUUUAUAUUUAUUCCAUGGGCGGAUCCAGGUAUUUUAGUUCAGAGGGCUUCGACUUGUACUCCUAGGUAAAGCCAAUAAUUUUAAUCCUUCCACGCCGUUGCACAUUGAUCUCCACUUCGUAGACCUAUGCCGUCUAGCCUGAGUAUCAGGCCUUUCCAAGGGGCUAGGGCAGAGGAGAUUUCAGCUCUCUCCCUCUUUCGCUUCCAUCUUUCCCCUUUUCCCCAGAAACGCCUAAUACUCAGGCUAUAUGCCGUCAUGAUACGCGCAGUAAUGUGACGUUCUACUCGUUACGAAACGAGCUUUGAAGCAAUCGUCUCUUUCUUUUAAGGGGUAAAAUAACUUUUUUUAAAUAUUAAACUUCAUAGUUUAAAAGCAACAGGAAACGCACGUUCUAUUUUUAGGCUACGGAAUUAAAGCCGUAAGCGACCGUUUGGUGAUAUUUCGGGGGUUAUUUUAAUUUUAUAGCAGUAAGCUAAGUACUUUGAAACGUCUUCGGUCCCUCCGACCCUCCCCUUGGAGAACUGGAUUCAGGGGCCAGACGCAUAAAUCUAACGUCAGACGGAACUGCGUUUGUCUGGCGUUAAAAUAAAGAGUUUGAAUUGGCCGAACGUCAGAUGGAACUGCUGACGUCUGGCUUUAAAAUAAAGGGUUUGAAUGGGCUGAACGUCAGAUGGAGUGCUGAAUUCUGGCAUUGAAAUAAAGAGUUUGAGUGGGCUGAAUGCCGGGAACUGCUAACGUCUGGCGUUAAAAUGAAGAGUUUGACUAAGAUGAUGAUGUCGCUGGGAACGUGUUAAAACAAACAGUUUGGAUGGGAUGAACGUCAGAUGUUUGCUGUUACGUGGGACGUUAAGAUUUAUGCAUUAAAGGCGUACUUCGAGUGGGAUAACUAUGUUGCUUAGAUACAGAAGACAUGGAGGCAUGUAAUAUCAUAGCUGUUGCUUUUGUCUCCAGUGUGGAUGAAUUUGUAUGAAGUGAUCGCGCAUUCAAGUGAAACUUUUUCUGCAAUGGGGGACAAAAGUGUUGGGACCUUUUUCCUAGUAAUAUUAGUAAAAUUGGCGACCUCACCCCUCCUACCCAAACAAAAUUAACUUUUGAGCAAAGUGGAUAUUUAGGGCGCAAAAUUGCUGGGGCAGUUGAAGAUGAAGGGAUGAACCCAAAGCCCUUCAAAAAAUUGUCAUUAGGAGCACAGUGGUAAGUAACAAUUAUCAGGGAAGGAUUUUUCCAGCUGUCCCAAGUUCUUUUGACUUGCAUUAUAUACAGUGGGUUUCACACGACACCAUUUCUUAGGAUUUUACAAAGUGAGAUGUCUUGAACUCUGAUUUUGGCAACUAGAGGAAAAGCUGAGAUGAAAAAGCUAAGUGGGUAAGGGGUUUACGACUAAAAGUGAUAUUACCUGUUUAAUGAGGGUUUUUUUAUUAUUUGCGAUGUUUUAAAUUUGUCAUAGACCCUUAACUACCUUCUGUUUCAUUUGCGAGCGAUUUGUCAGGGUCUGAUUUUAAGGCUCCAAUAAUUCCACUCAUCCCAGUACUUGUCUAAUUUCGAGUCGUCAUCCUUGUAAAUUGCUUGAAUAAAUAGUAAUAUAGUAGUAAUAUAGUAAUUAUAGUUUAUUAAAACUUUCUUGCAGUACAAGAAACUGAAUUAACGGGUUAAAUUACAUUGUACUACAAUAAAAAUCAAUCAUACUAGUCAAAAUAUCGAAAUGUAAAAACUGAGUUUUCUGCCC